CCGUUCGUUCUGUCAGUUGUCAUUUGGAAGUGGAAGAGAACGGUUUGAAAAUCGCAUCCCUCAAAGUGUCCGUGGCCCCGUGUUGAUCCUGGUUCGCGAAUCCUGUGUAUGGUGGAGAGAAAGAAGCAGCGGCAGCAGCAGCAGUCCAUCACAUCCAAGUAGGCUCCUCUCUCUUGACGUCAUCUGGCGGUUCCGCGGCCGUCGCGAUCCGGAUUCAGGCGGACCUCCCACCACCCGGGCCGACGGUCGGGUUUGGCGGUGGUGGCCACUUCUAGUUCCAGAGGCUCUCCUCUAGGAAUCAACAAGUUUCGUUAGCGAUACACGUGCUGCUCCGUGCCGCGCCGCUGUGGCGACCAAUCUAGGGCAAAUGACCCUACAGCUUCCGUCGUCACCGCCGCCGCCACCACUGCUAGAACCGCCAUUGCGUGCCUUGUCCGGUCGUGACCGUUAGUUCCACACGAGUGUGACCACUGCCUGAAAAGAAAGAAGAGAAAGAGAGAGCGAGAGAGAGAGAGACCACCGGCCCAGGAUGACGAUCAUCCUGUUCCUGGUGGACACGUCGGCGUCCAUGUGCCAGAAGGCGCACGUCAACGGCGUCCAGAAGAGCUACCUGGACAUUGCCAAAGGGGCGGUCGAGACGUUCCUCAAGUACCGCCAGCGGUCGCAGGACUGCAUGGGCGACCGGUACAUGCUGCUGACGUUCGAGGACCCACCGAACAACGUCAAGGCCGGCUGGAAGGAGAACCACGCGACGUUCAUGAACGAGCUGAAGAACCUGGCGAGCAACGGGCUCACGUCGAUGGGCGAGGCCCUGAAGAACGCGUUCGACCUGCUCAACCUGAACCGGAUGCAGAGCGGUAUCGACACGUACGGCCAGGGCCGGUGUCCGUUCUACCUGGAGCCGUCGGUGAUCAUCGUGCUGACGGACGGCGGGAAGUACUCGUUCCGGAACGGGGUCCACCAGGAGAUUAUACUGCCGUUGCAUGCGCAGAUCCCGGGCACCAAGCUGACGAAGGAGCCGUUCCGGUGGGACCAGCGGCUGUUUUCGCUGGUGCUGCGGAUGAGCGGGAACCGGGCGGACGAGCGCGUCGACGGGAAGGUGCCGCACGACGAUUCCAUGAUCGAGAAGAUGUGCGAGGUGACGGGCGGUCGGUCGUACAAGAUCCGCUCGCAGUACGUGCUCAACCAGUGCAUCGAGAGCCUCGUGCAGAAGGUCCAGCCCGGCGUGGUGAUCCACUUUGACCAGCUGCUGACGACGAACGCCACGAACGGGGAGGGCGGUGGCGGAGCGGACCUGCAGUUUCAGUCGAUAAAGCGGAUGAUUUACGUGCAGAAGCACCCCCAGCAGAAGACGUUCCCGGUGGGGUUUUGGCCCAUCCCGGAGCCGUACUGGCCGGACCCCAAGUCGAGUAGUCUGCCGCCGCGGGACGCGCAUCCGAAGAUCAAGAUCAUUACGCCGUGCUGCGACGAGCCGGUGAUGCUGCGGAACUUUCCGAUCGACAAGUACGAGCUGGAGCCGAGCCCGCUGACGUUGCAGAUCCUUUCGAAGAAGGAGACGAACAAGGUGUGGCCGCUGAUCGUGUCGAGCGGGAUGCAUGGGAUCGAGAUGCCUUUUGGGUUUUUGAAGCCGAGCAGUACGAUGACGGUGGUGAAUCUGUACGUGUUGCCGUACAACUAUCAGACGUUUUUGCCGCUGAUCAACGACUUGUUCCACAAGUACAAUCUGAAUCCGCCGAACGAUUGGAUCUACAAGUUUAGCAAUUACGUGAAGGCCAUUCCGCAGUACUAUUGUCCGUUUUUGAGGCGAGCGCUGGCGACGACGCCGAACGUUCCGUACCAGCUGGUGCAGUACAUCCUGCCGGAGAACCUGGACAGCUAUCUGAGCCCGGCGGUGGCGAACUAUCUGAAGCAGAUGAAGAACACGGCGAAGCAGGAUCAGGAGAACCUCUGCCUGAGGGUGUUCAAGCAGUUGAAGCAGCCAAAGCCGGGCUACCAUCAGCUGGAGACGGUCAAGCUGAAUCCGGGAAUGCCGCUGAAGCGGGACUUGAUAUCGCACCCGAUGCUGAAGGACGCGUUCAACAAGGUUCACGCGGAUAUCGCUAGUUUUGACAAUUAUACGAUCGUCGUGCCGACGGUGAUGAGGCCGGCUGCGACGAAGAAUUACCGUAAUCCGUUCGACAUCCCCCGGAGGGAUCUGAUCGACGAGAUUGCCCGGAUGAGGGAGAACUUCUUCCGGCUGCCCACGAGCGGCAUCACGCUGUACACCAAGGACAGUGGCCACUGUCUGCCGAUCGCGGACAUGGGCAACUACCAGGAGUAUCUGAAGAACAAGGAGACGCCGCUGCGGGAGCUGGAACCGACGAACGUGCGGCAGCACAUGUUUGGCAAUCCGUACAAAAAGGACAAGAACAUGGUCAUGGUGGACGAAGCGGACCUGAACGAGGUAGCCCCCAUGAAGGGAGGUCGAGGAGGUGGGGGAAGUGAAGCGGCAGCCCUCAAGAAUCGGAUGGCCGAUCCGAACGCAAGACUGAGCCGGAAGCGCAAGGCGGGACCAAUUAGGAAGGAUUACACGUUUAAGCGUAAGUGUUUUGGUUUGUUGGGGUCUUCGACGUCCGCUUCGUCUUCGUCGUCGUCGAGUAGUGUGACGUCGGAGACGUCGGCAUCGCUGUCGGAUUUCGCCGCAUCGGACAGUGAGUGUGACAGUGCUUCCGUGAUUAGCAGUUCCGCAGAGUCGGAGCUGGACGAUGAUCCGGACGACCGGCUCGUGGUGGACUUUGAGUUCCCGAGCGAUCGCGACGAAGACGCCGGUGCGGUUCUAACGCCCCACGUGCGCCAGUUUAUCGAAGGACCAGACGAGGGCGGAACGCCACCGGAAGUGCCGAUCGCGGUAGAACCGACCCUGCCCUUCCAUCACCACCACCAUCAUCAUCCGCAUCACCUGCCACCUCCACAACAGCAACAACAAACGCUGCCGAUGCCGCCACCACCACAUCACCACGUUCCGACGGUGGUCCCGAUUGUGGCCGCAGCCGCUCCACUCCCCGUCAACCCGAUCCUCGGCCCCAGCGGAAGUGCAAGCAGCACCGCCAGCAGCAGCUUAGCGACCGCCACCACCAACGACAUGACGUCGGAGAUCUCCAACAUUCUCAAGACCUGCCAUAACGGAGCAAACAGCUAUGCCAGCAGCCAAGAGGAACCGCCUCCCGUGACGCCCCCGGAACCGGACCCCCCAGUCACCAAACCCUCGAAAAAGCAGCUCAAAAAGUCCGAGCCCGAACGGACGUUGCUCAACGGUGGCGAUCACUUCGCUCCACCACCAACCCCACAAGCCCCCUCCACCAGUAAAAAGUCCACCUCCGCACCACCCCCCACCAAACCGGCGGAACUGUCCGAGGAGGAGCGGGACCGCAUCCGGGAGGAAAACUACGCCGUCCGGGCGAUCGUCUUCAAGGACAUCCGACGGCCAGGGCGAAACUACUCCGGCCUGCUGGAACAUCUCACCCAGGUCCAGGGCGACCUCGCCACGCGGUCCACCUUCGUCGAGAUGUGUGUCCGGGAGGCGUUGCGCUUCCGCCGGCGGAAGAUGGCCGACUCGAUCGAGGAGUGGUGGGACGGCCAGCUGGAGGCGCAAAAGCAGCAGGACGAAAAGGAGGCGGCGGCGGCGGUGGCGGCCAAGCAGCAGCAGCAGCAGAAUUCCUUCCUCAGCUUUAACCAUCAGGGUAGCAGGAGCAGGACGUCCCACUACGGCGUGGCGGGUCCCAGCGGCAGCAGUAGACAGUUUCCUCACCAGCCGCAUCCGCCCAACAAGCAGCAGCCGGGCGGAAGCAAAGCACAUUCGAAUCAUCAAAGUCGGAUAUGAGCGUAACGUAAUUUUCCUUCUUUAGUCCACUUUUAGGUGAGGUCUUAAGAUUAAAACAAGUAUAAAUUGUUGUUCCGAUUAUAACAGAAAAAACAAAAAAGUGUAGGUUAAAUUGAGGAAUAAACCGUGUUUUUUGCUGUAAAUCAAAUUUAUUACCGAUUAUAUUUGCGCGUUAGUUGAGUGAGGCGAGCUAGAAUCCCCAAUUGUGAGCCCGAUUAUAGAUUUUUCUUUUUUGCCUCUGUUUUUGAUUUUUUCCCCCUUUUUAAAAUGAUUUAUACCGAGAAUGUGUGAACGCGAAAGGCUAAUGAAAAAAAGAUUAGGAACGUGAAAGAGAGUUUAAAAUCAAAUGUUUACAGCUCUAAGUGAAGCACGAAACGUGAGAGAAAAGGAAACAAAAGCUAGUUCGGUAAGAGGAUUCGUGUAAAUAGUUAAAUGUUAAAUAAAUUGAUAUAUGAUAAGUAUGAAAAAA
This is a messenger RNA of Culex pipiens pallens (northern house mosquito), 4328 nucleotides long. RefSeq names its product integrator complex subunit 6 (gene IntS6). NCBI's taxonomy places the organism in Eukaryota, Metazoa, Arthropoda, Insecta, Diptera, Culicidae. The record is from RefSeq and is a predicted model, not a curated record. Bases 530 to 3859 code for a protein of 1109 amino acids. Gene Ontology annotation, cellular component: integrator complex. Gene Ontology annotation, biological process: snRNA 3'-end processing. The transcript is spliced from 3 exons.